Molecule: messenger RNA, 1754 nt
Organism: Lycium ferocissimum
Lineage: Eukaryota; Viridiplantae; Streptophyta; Magnoliopsida; Solanales; Solanaceae
Exons: 8
Coding region: 93-1355 (420 amino acids)
Source: RefSeq, a predicted model, not a curated record
GAAGACAUACUAUUAUCUUCUCUCAAAAAAGGAUAUGAAAAUUAAUUGUAGAAGAAAUAGCAGUUGUUGGUAAGAGACUAAAGUGUGGAGCAAUGAGUAGUUUGGCUUGUCCAUGGCUUUGUGGAGCCUAUGCCUAUCCUUCUAAAUUCUGCAAUUUCCCAUCUUCCAAAGACACUACUACCACUAUCAUAUAUUGUAGUAAUUCUCAAUUUACACCUCCAGGACCCGGCCCGGGAUUAUCACAAAAUGAUCUCAAAUUUGUCCUUCAUGAUGCUCUUGAUGCGUUUGGUGUCAAUACUACCCAUGCCCGUAUAGCAAGAGAAGGUUUCUGCUCUCAAAUUCGGAAAUUAUCAGAUAUUGAGAGAGAAACGAGUAUUUGCAUAAAUAGAGGGGUUGAUUUAGGAAAAGCUGCACUUCAUAUAGCAGCUGAGGAUGAUUCCCUUGUUUCACACUCCUCUGUUCCGCUACCUGUUGAUGAUUUUGUGGAGAGAUUGGAUCAUCUUUCGAUGGGAUAUUGCACACGUUAUAGCUCUUCGUUUACAUCCUCUCCAGAACACUUCAUUCACUGUUUAGAAAAGUACUUGUACGUUAAUAAGGGUUUCCGAAGGUCUGGUGCGACGAAUCAAUCAGAGCCGCGGGCUCUUUAUCUUCACUCAGUUUUAACACAUCGUUGUGGUUCUGCUUCACUACUUUCCCUUCUAUACUCAGAGAUAUUAAAGAUGCUGCGCUUGUGGGGCCUUUUAAGUUUUGAUAUUGAGGUUUUCUUCCCUCACGAUUCUUCGAGCUCCCCUCGAGGCUAUUGCAAACAAAAAACUAAAGAAUCUGAUCAAUCACAUGUCAUGACUGCACAAUCGUUGCUAGAGGAGAUGCUGAAAGAUUUGAAGGAUGCUUUCUGGCCAUUUCAGCUUGAUCAUACUAAGAGUCCUUUCCUGAGAGCAGCACGAGCUGCCAACUGUUUGGAAAGUACCAACGAUUCAGAAGAAAGUGCAUUCGAGCUUGCAUCUGUCAAGGCUGCUCUGCAUCGGCUAGAGCGUGGUGUUUGGACCAAUGUUCGUUUUGGGGACAUGAGACGUGCACUCUCUGCAUGUGAACAUCUUAUCCUCUUGCAAACUGAUCCUAAGGAAUUGAGAGAUUAUGGCGUUCUACUCUACCAUUGUGGAUUUUAUAAGGAAGCACUCCAGUACCUUACGUUAUACAAGGACCGAAAGGAAUCGUCUGGUUUGAUAGAUAAUAUGGAGGAAGAAGCAGCUAUGGAGAAAUUAAUGAUUCGCCUUAACCUCAUCUUGAUGGAGGAAGGUUGGUCUCUCCCCACAGAAAACAAAGGUUUCCUGCGCAACAACUCCGAGCCCUGGUAAUGCUUGUAACGUUUCGUGCGAUAAGCAGGUUUGGUUGUAUUUGAAGUAUGGACAAGCUUGUGGAAUCUGUCCCUCCGAAGGAUCUAAUUAGAAUAGAUCCUCUGUAGAAAUUUGUAUACAAAGGACUAAUGUAUCAAAGUAUAGGUUAAAUGUAACAAAAUAUUCAUAGCGUCGUGUAUAGGAAAAUACUAUAGUCCUUUAACCCAUAAAAAUAUUCUUCACUAUUGCUAAUUAACCAAUGGAAGAAUAGAAUGCCUCAUGGCAUAAUAUGUUUGUGAUGCCAAAAAUCAAGCAGAAACUGUAGUUGCUAAUAAGCUUCUCUAGUAAGUAGUAAGAACUUCUGGUUAAUUGUUCUGACUUCCGAGAAUAAAGGGAGUACACCAGAAUCCUUAUUUGUUA